AUGGAUAAGGUUCCAUUGGAUGUUAUGCCGCUUGCGCUGGUGGAUUCUCCUAAUGAGAGCUCAGCUGUGCUCCCUGUUUACACGAUAGAAAACUUGAUGAAAAUGAAAUUGACUGAGUUGAGGCCCAUGGCAAAGCAACACAAUAUAUUAAAGAUUUAUAAGCUUAAGAAAGCAGCUUUGGUUGAACAAUUAGUUGAGCGACUCAGCAGCUGCUGA
Messenger RNA from Lathyrus sativus (Indian pea), 216 nucleotides. The record is from the annotation of a GenBank genome assembly. Lineage: Eukaryota; Viridiplantae; Streptophyta; Magnoliopsida; Fabales; Fabaceae.